Molecule: messenger RNA, 1927 nt
Organism: Epinephelus fuscoguttatus (brown-marbled grouper)
Lineage: Eukaryota; Metazoa; Chordata; Actinopteri; Perciformes; Serranidae
Gene: cbx1b
Product: chromobox homolog 1b (HP1 beta homolog Drosophila)
Exons: 6
Coding region: 778-1380 (200 amino acids)
Biological process (GO): chromatin organization; negative regulation of transcription by RNA polymerase II
Cellular component (GO): pericentric heterochromatin; nucleus
Molecular function (GO): chromatin binding
Source: RefSeq, a predicted model, not a curated record
AACGUGUCUCGGUAACGUUUGGAUGUGCACGAGUCUUGACGUUAGCUAGCCGAUAAUGUGCAUGUUUUCAAUGGGGACGGACACUAGUUAGCUCAGGAGUCACGUUUCACACCGGACAGCAUCAUUGUUAUAGCCGACAGACGUCCACAGGAGUGUGUGAGGGGCAGGAGGUGCUGCUAACGCGAAGGCAAUAUGGAGGAGACACAGCUAGCUGCAAACUGAGGCUCCCUCCGAGGCUUUGUCGUGCCGUGUGUUCUUCUGGGUCUUCUUUAACACCCCUGAAUGGGAUGUAUGUUGCAUCACAACUAUGUGAUUUUAAACUAUGUUAAAGCAUAGAUAUAUGAUAUGAACAUCAGCUGUACAUUGACUCACUGAUACAGUAUAGUAAGCUGCCGCCAGGUGUUGCAAACCUCCUGUGCACUGUUGUUGAUGCUGGCACCGCCAUGGCACCGUCUGCCACCGCUGGAUCAUCAAUUAGUAAAGUCAUAAAAAUGUCAUUUAUUUACUCUUUCAUGAGGACAACGCACAUGUGUUAACAUGGCUGUGAAUGUGCCAGCGUUAGCCGGCUGGUUAACUUGCAACUCUGGUGUCUAGGUGAUGUUUUGAAAGCAGAGCAACAGAAGAAAUGCAGAAUGCAUGCAGAAAUGCAGCAUCAAAACACAUUUAUGAAAUAUGCAGACAUGCACAGCAGUAAUAGGCGAUAAGACUCAAUGGAGAUCUUGAUAAAAAUGUGAGAAGAUACAGCUACAUGAACCUGCUGGUCCCCAGGUCUACCUGAUGAGUAUGAGCCUGACUACAGAGCCCCCUAACGAUGUUCCCGCUGUUACAGAAGAGAGCAAAAUGACCACAGCCGAGAAGAAGGACAAGAAGCCAGAUGAAGUGGCAGAGGAAGAGGAGGAGGAGGAGGAAUACGUGGUGGAAAAGGUCCUGAAUCGGCGAGUGGUGAAAGGAAGAGUAGAGUAUCUUCUCAAGUGGAAAGGCUUCUCUGAGGAAGAUAACACAUGGGAGCCAGAAGACAAUCUGGACUGUCCAGAUUUGAUUGCAGAAUUCCUGCAGUCCCAGAAAUCAGCACACGACGGAAAGAGGAAGGCAGCCGGGGACGCAGAUGGAGACGAGAGUCGAACGAAGAAGAAAAAAGACGAUACAGAGAAGCUAAGGGGCUUUGCUCGAGGACUGGAUCCAGAAAGGAUUAUUGGUGCCACAGAUUCCACAGGAGAGCUCAUGUUCCUCAUGAAAUGGAAAAACUCUGAUGAAGCUGACCUGGUGCCGGCGAAGGAGGCCAACGUCAAGUGUCCGCAGGUGGUCAUCUCGUUCUAUGAAGAGAGACUCACUUGGCACUCGUAUCCCACCGAAGACGAGAAAAAGGAUGACAAAAACUAACACAAGGGGCAGGGGAGAGAAAGAAACUGUAGUUUUGAACUUCAUUGUACUUUUGAUGGGAUUUGGGGGGGGGGGACAAGCAAGACAUCAUCGGACUCAUUUGUCUUAUGGUGCAGUAUCACUCAUUUGAUUAUACUUUUAUCUGGAUAUAAUCUACCUGUAAAUAUGCUUCAGAUUUGCUUGACAGCUGAAAUGUUAAACACAGUGUUAAUUUACAGUAUCGACUUGAGUUUUGAGAAAGCCUGUCGGUCGUUUCAGUAUCCUUUUCACACGGAAUUCUGUCCAGUGCUCGUCAUCUUGCUAUGACAAUGUAUCAGUGAGGUGAUGUUUUUAUUUCAUUAGUGCGCCAUUUCUUUUUAUACUUGGUUCAUUAGUGCUUUCGACGGCAAAGCUGUGUCCAUUAGCUGUUUCCUUAGGACUUGUUUGAUGUAUGGUUAUCAGCUUUUCAGUGAUUGAUCUGGCUAUUGGUAAUCUUUGUAGUGUUUUUCAUGACUAUGUCUUGCUUGUCGGUUUUGGACAAUAAACCACUUUUUGUUAACUCUGUUUC